CUACCAUUAUUCUCUGUCAUUUCAAAAUAUAUUCCUCAUUCUCUCUACAAUCUCAGAAAGCUUACCAUUUUAUUCUUGAUUUCAAACUAUUCAAUUCUUGAUCACUUAUACCUCAUACCAUGUCUAUCGCAGAACUCUCAGAUCACCCUAACCAAUUGUACAACAAACCAUUCCACUGGAGGAAUGACUCUGGAGAGCUCGAUGUUUUCGAGGCUGCCCGAUACUUUUCCGGUGGUGGCACCGAUGAAGUUCCAGCCAGUGGCGCAACUUCGGCGCAAAAGACAUCUGUUCCCCGAACUGCUCAAAUAAGCCUAGAAAUGCCUAUCACAAGAAGUUCAAUUCCAUCACAAACUUAUGCAAUGGAAAAGCAAAACUUGAAAGAGAAGAAAAACAAGCAACCUAGCUCUCCAGGUGGUAGACUUGCUCAUUUCUUGAAUUCCCUAUUCAAUCAGGCUUCACUAAAAAAGAAGAAAUCAAAAAUCGGGGCCAAAACGGCUAAGGAUGAAGAAGAAAGCCCUGGUGGAAGAAGGAAGAGAAGAAGUAGCAUUAGCCAUUUUAGAACAGCAAGCAGUACUACAGAUUCUAAGUCCUUUUACUCAUCUUCAAGUUCAGGUUUUAGAACACCUCCUCCUCAUGCAAAUACUCCCACAAAAUCGUAUAAAGAAAUCAGAAACUUUUCAGAUUAUAAGCAAAUUAUUUCUGUGCAAAAAUUUAAUGGAAACGUCAAGAAUGAUUAUUCUUCUUCAUGGUUGGAUGAAAAAUUCAAGUUCAGGAAUGGAUAUUCAGAGAUCAACUGGGCAGAUAAGUAUCCAUCAGAAGAAAAUGAAUUCAGAAAAAUCAGUGAUGUUGAUGAUGGAGCAGAUAGUGAUUCAAGUUCAGACCUGUUUGAUUUACCAAAUCAUGAGUUGGAAUUUUACUCAAGUGAUCCGCCUGUUUAUGAAACAACCCAUAUUGACAGCAUCAAGAGAGCUGCACCAAUUUCUAGCACUGGCAAAGUAUAAUUUCCCUUUCUUGUUAAUGUGGGCUGCCCUGUCGACACUAUUAAGGGAAAAAAAAUGUUCAAAUUUUGUUCAUUGUCGACUCCAGUUUGUCUCAAUGAGUGAUGAUACUGGACACUACAAUGAAUAAAAUUUCAACUUUUUUAUUAUUUAAUAUUGUCAAUUACAGUUUAGUCCACUUUAUCAGACAUGUCCUCGAUGUUAUAAGAUUUGUUUUGUUCUUGCUCAUGUUUGUAAAUUGCAAGAAAAUUGGUGAUUUUUGUUUAUAUCAGGCUGUAGAUUCUGUUUUCAUUUUUCUUAUCCAAAA
Molecule: messenger RNA, 1305 nt
Organism: Olea europaea var. sylvestris
Lineage: Eukaryota; Viridiplantae; Streptophyta; Magnoliopsida; Lamiales; Oleaceae
Product: protein BIG GRAIN 1-like E
Exons: 1
Coding region: 120-1001 (293 amino acids)
Biological process (GO): auxin-activated signaling pathway
Source: RefSeq, a predicted model, not a curated record